AAGGGCGGCGGCGGCGACUCUGCGCCGCCCUGAGGAGCGCCCCGGCGGCGGCGCUGCUGCGGCUGAGGAGCGAGCCGGCUCCGGGCCUCCGCGUCCUCCUGCUCCCCGGGCCCCCCGCCUCCUCGGGGGGGCGGCGGCGGCGAUGUUCUCGGUCCUCUCGUACGGGCGGCUGGUGGCCCGCGCCGUGCUCGGCGGCCUCUCGCAGACCGACCCCAGGGCCGGUGGCGGCGGUGGCGGUGACUACGGGCUGGUGACGGCCGGCUGCGGCUUCGGCAAAGACUUCCGCAAGGGCCUUCUCAAGAAGGGCGCGUGCUACGGGGACGACGCGUGCUUCGUGGCCCGGCACCGCUCGGCAGAUGUGCUCGGGGUUGCAGAUGGUGUAGGAGGGUGGAGAGACUAUGGAGUUGAUCCAUCCCAGUUCUCAGGGACUUUAAUGCGGACGUGUGAACGGUUAGUAAAAGAAGGACGGUUCGUCCCAAGUAAUCCCAUCGGAAUCCUCACCACAAGCUACUGUGAGUUGCUGCAAAAUAAAGUACCUUUGCUUGGUAGCAGUACUGCCUGCAUCGUGGUGCUGGACAGAACUAGUCACCGCUUACACACAGCAAACCUGGGUGAUUCAGGCUUUCUGGUUGUCAGGGGUGGUGAGGUUGUGCACCGAUCAGAUGAGCAGCAGCAUUACUUCAACACUCCAUUCCAGCUCUCAAUUGCACCACCUGAAGCCGAAGGAGUCGUCCUGAGUGACAGCCCGGAUGCUGCUGAUAGCACAUCUUUUGAUGUCCAGUUAGGAGACAUUAUUCUGACGGCAACAGAUGGACUUUUUGACAACAUGCCUGAUUAUAUGAUUCUUCAGGAGCUAAAAAAAUUAAAGAAUUCAAAUUAUGAAAGUAUACAGCAGACGGCAAGAAGCAUUGCUGAGCAAGCCCAUGAGCUGGCCUAUGACCCAAAUUAUAUGUCACCUUUUGCACAGUUUGCAUGUGACAACGGAUUGAAUGUGAGAGGUGGAAAGCCUGAUGACAUCACCGUCCUUCUUUCAAUAGUGGCUGAGUAUACAGACUGACUCGCCUAGGUGUCAACUCUGGCCUUUCCUUUCAUCUUCCCAAAUUCUCCCCUGCCAUGUGUGCUGAUCCUGCUGGCAGGACUGUUUCUUUGCCACUGAUCUUGAUGGCCAGUGAUGUAAGCCUUUGCCUGUCUUUCUGAGACCUGGUUGAGAUCUUUGUGGAAAACCACUACUGUCGUUCACUAGCUUGUAUCUGCCAGCAACUUUGAAGAGAAUCAAGAUUUGAAGAUUGACCUUCACUGCUUACUGUCCUUUCUAUGAUGGAAUGAAGGUUUUCAAUGCCAGAAUGGCUAUUAUGUUUUAAAAAUGGUUUAAGUAUUGAAAAUGAGUGAUGUUAGUGAAGUGAAUUCAAAAUUUACAGUGUGUAAAAGGGAUUUUAAAAGUCUAACACAAAUUGUAUGUUAUGGUACAUCUACUAGAAACAUACAUUAUCAUCAAAAGAAAUGUUACACGUGUACUAUACAGUCUUUGUUAUGAUGAUUGGUGUGGCUUUAUGUUUUCAUUAUAAACUCCUAUUUUUCAGGGGCUUAUAAUUCUGCUCUAAAACAUUGCUCUGGAUUAUGAAAUCAUUAUCCCAGGAGCUUUUUCAUUAAAAAUUGGAAGAAAAAUUUAGUUCAGUUCUAAGGAUGCAAAUGUUUUUCUGGUUUUUAAAAGAUGCUUAAUUGUGCUCCUAUGAGGAAAGUUCCGGCAGUUUAUUGAUUAGUCCAAAUUAUAGGCUUGUGGCCCCAAGGCCGCCUCCUAUGCAGGAGGCCUUGGGGAGCCUCCCUACCAGAUUUUUUCAAUGGAAAUAUUACCCAAGAUUAUAAAACACCUCAAAGCCUAGGAAUUUUAAUGUUAUGGCUGAAAUUCCUCCCAGCUUUCUGAUAGGAGAUCCCUAUGUGGGAGCUCUAGGCCCACAGGCCUGAUAGGUUGAGAGUGGACAGCUUUAACUUUGAAUCUGGUUGGGUUUUGAUGUUCAUGCUACUCAUAGUCUCCCUCUCAGACCUUUCAUUACUAGCCUUGCUUUCCGUAGAGCAUGCACCAAAUUCAGGGAGUCCGUGUGAAAAGAGUACUGUGGGCAGUGGCAGCAGCACAAGAGCCCACGAGGAAAACUCCCGGUGAUGAUCUGACAUUUGCAUUUGCCCUACACAGAAAUUUAGGGGUCCGAAUCAAGCUUAAUGUUUACAGUUUCCGAAUAGCCAUCUUGCAGUGUAUAGUUUCCUUAUAAAACUACCCUGCAUUCAGUUUUCCCUUUAUCUGCAAGCUCAAACUUAUUUUUAAGGUUUAUGUACAAGUCAACUGCUGUAAAGAUA
Molecule: messenger RNA, 2349 nt
Organism: Neogale vison (American mink)
Lineage: Eukaryota; Metazoa; Chordata; Mammalia; Carnivora; Mustelidae
Gene: PPTC7
Product: protein phosphatase targeting COQ7
Exons: 6
Coding region: 143-1057 (304 amino acids)
Source: RefSeq, a predicted model, not a curated record